GCGGUGCCUCAAUUUAUAAAUAUUAUAUUGUAUAUAUAUUUCAUGUGUAACUAAAAAAUAUUGUUUUUAAUAAUUUAAUUGUUGUGCUUUAUUAUAUAUAUUUAUAAUUUAAAUAAUUAGAAUGGAAUCUGAUCAAGCUCAUUAUUUUGAAAGUUAUGAAGAUUUGGAGAUUCACAAAUUAAUGCUUGAAGAUGAAACAAGAAACCAAGCAUACAAAGAUGCAAUUAUGAGUAAUAAAUCUUACCUAAAAGGCAAAACAGUAAUGGAUGUUGGAUGUGGUACAGGAAUUUUAUCUAUAUUUUGUGCCCAAGCUGGCGCGAAGAAGGUUUAUGCAGUUGAAGCCAGUAAUAUUGCAAAGUUAGCUAAAGAAAUAGUCAAAGAAAAUAAUUAUGAAGACAUUAUUGAAGUAAUUCACAGCAAAGUAGAAGAUGUCACUUUACCAAAUAACAUCAAAGUGGAUGUGAUAGUGUCUGAAUGGAUGGGAUUUUACUUACUGCAUGAGGGGAUGCUGGAUUCGGUGCUGGUAGCUAGAGAUAAGUUCCUUAAGGAUGAUGGACAGAUGUUCCCUGAAAGUGCUACUAUUUAUGUUGCACCAUGUAGUGUAUCAUCUUUAAACCAGAAAUGGGACAAUUUACAUGGGGUAUCCAUGUCUGUAUUUGCUAAACAUUUAAGAGAAAACAGAUACAAUAAACCGGAAAUAAUGACAAUAGACACAAAGGAUCUCCUUGCAUGUGAAACACCACUGUGUUGGAUCAACCUAAAAGAAGAUGCAGUUUCAGAUUUGGACUCAUUCAGUUUACAGCAUGUUGCAGCUAUAAAAAAAACUGGAUUAUAUCAAGGAUUGUGUGUGUGGUUUGAAUGUACAUUUCCUAGUUUAUCUAAUGAUGAUAAAGCUACCCAAGUGCAGUUACACACUAGCCCAGAUAGUUUGCCAACACAUUGGAAACAAACUAUCAUAGUCCUACCUCUUGAACAAGAGGUUGAAGAAGGGGAGCCAAUAGCAUUUCAGGUCGAUAUAACAAGAGAUCAAGUUAACAAAAGACGAUACAAUUUGGAGGUGACACUACUUGAUCCAGAUUUAGUUGAACACCCUCUCCCAUGUUCUUGUCACAUGACUAAAUGCAUAUUGACUAAGGCAGUUAUGCAGCAACAUGCCGAGAAAACAAUCUUAGAAGCAAACACUAAUGGUCAUGGUGAUAAUGGCAUAUUAGAGGAAGAUAUAAUUGAUGAUGAUUCAUCAUUAUCAUCAUCCUGA
This is a messenger RNA of Achroia grisella, 1255 nucleotides long. RefSeq lists its product as uncharacterized. Bases 122 to 1255 code for a protein of 377 amino acids. Gene Ontology annotation, molecular function: protein-arginine N-methyltransferase activity. Lineage: Eukaryota; Metazoa; Arthropoda; Insecta; Lepidoptera; Pyralidae. The transcript is spliced from 6 exons. Gene Ontology annotation, cellular component: nucleus. Gene Ontology annotation, biological process: peptidyl-arginine methylation. The record is from RefSeq and is a predicted model, not a curated record.